Balaenoptera acutorostrata (minke whale) is the source of this 8324-nucleotide messenger RNA. Its product is annotated as zinc finger X-linked protein ZXDB-like. Gene Ontology annotation, molecular function: transcription coregulator activity. Gene Ontology annotation, biological process: regulation of transcription by RNA polymerase II. Gene Ontology annotation, cellular component: nucleus. The record is from RefSeq and is a predicted model, not a curated record. The transcript has a single exon. NCBI's taxonomy places the organism in Eukaryota, Metazoa, Chordata, Mammalia, Artiodactyla, Balaenopteridae. Bases 57 to 2516 code for a protein of 819 amino acids.
CCGCGGCAGGGGGCGGGGUCGCGCCUCCUCCGCGACUCUGGUUCCAGCGGAGCCUCAUGGACGCGGAGAUGGAAAUCCCGAGGCUGCUCCCGGCUCGCGGGUCGCGACAGGGCGGCGGCGCUGGCAGCCCCGGGGGCGGCGGCCGGAUCCACGGAGGUCCUGACCCGCGGGCCGGCCAGGCCCCCGCGCGCCGCCUCCUGCUGCUCCGGGGCCCCCAAGAUGGCGGGCCCGGGCGGCAGCGUGAGGAGGACCGCGCGGCCUCCCCGGGCCCGGGCCCUAGCCCGUUGGUGCCGAGGCCCGAUCACGCUGGUGGCGGCGGCGGCGGCGGCGGCGGCGGCGGCGGCGGCGGCGAUGACUUCUUCCUGGUGCUGCUGGACCCGGUGGGUGGAGACGUAGAUUCCACGGGCGCCGGCCAGGCUGCAGGGCCCCUAUGGAGGGAGGAGGCCGGGCUGGGCCCACGGUUCCAGGGGCACGAAAGCGGCGCGAACCCCGAGGGCCGCCCUUCGCUGGGCCCCAGCUGCCUGUCCGCUAUCCGCGCCCCAGUCCCGGCCCUGGCCCCGAUCCCCGCCCCAGGCAUGGGCCCCGCCGCGGCCUUCGCGGGCACCGUCACCAUUCACAACCAAAACCUGCUGUUGCGCUUCGAGAACGGCGUCCUCACCCUGGCCACGCCCCCGCCGCCAGCCUGGGCGCCUGGGGUCGCCCCUGCCCCGCAGCCCGGGGGUCUGAUCGCCCCGCAAGCGGGGAUCCUACACGCCGCGCAGCCUGGCGACUGUCCCGAGCUGCCGCCCGACCUCCUGCUGGCCGAGCGGGCCGAACCCGCGCCCGCCCCAGCGCCCGAGGAGGAGGCGGAGGGCCCGGUUGCUGCUGAGAGCCCCCGCGGGCCGCUAGGCCCGGGCCAGGGCAUGGUGCUGUACCUGUGUCCUGAGGCGCAGUGCGGACAAACCUUUGCCAAGAAGCACCAGCUGAAGGUGCACCUGCUGACGCACAGCAGCAGCCAGGGCCAGCGGCCCUUCAAGUGCCCCCUGGGCGGUUGCGGCUGGACCUUCACCACCUCGUACAAGCUCAAGAGGCACCUGCAGUCACACGACAAACUGAGGCCCUUUGGCUGCCCGGCAGAGGGCUGUGGCAAGAGCUUCACCACGGUGUAUAACCUCAAAGCGCACAUGAAGGGCCAUGAGCAGGAGAACUCAUUCAAAUGCGAGGUGUGUGAGGAGACCUUCCCCACGCAGGCCAAACUCAGCGCCCACCAGCGCAGCCACUUCGAGCCUGAGAGACCCUACCAGUGCGCGUUUUCGGGCUGCAAGAAGACGUUUAUCACAGUGAGUGCCCUGUUUUCCCAUAACCGCGCCCACUUCAGGGAACAGGAACUCUUUUCCUGCUCCUUUCCUGGCUGCAGCAAACAGUACGACAAGGCUUGUAGGUUGAAAAUUCACCUUCGGAGCCACACUGGUGAGAGACCGUUCCUUUGUGACUUCGAGGGCUGUGGCUGGAACUUCACCAGCAUGUCCAAACUCCUAAGACACAAAAGGAAGCACGACGAUGACCGGAGGUUCAUGUGUCCUGUAGAAGGCUGUGGGAAAUCUUUCACGAGGGCCGAACAUCUGAAAGGCCACAGCAUAACCCACCUGGGCACAAAGCCUUUUGUGUGCCCCGUGGAAGGCUGCUGUGCCAGGUUCUCUGCUCGCAGUAGUCUCUACAUUCACUCCAAGAAACACUUGCAGGAUGUGGACACUGGUAAAAUCCGAUGCCCAGUCUCCACUUGUAAUAAACUCUUCACAUCCAAGCACAGCAUGAAGACCCACAUGGCCAAAAGGCACAACCUGCGCCAGAAUCUCUUAGCUCAGCUAGAAGCUGCAAAUUCUCUUACGCCCAGCAGUGAACUUACCAGCCAGGGGCAGAAUGACCUAAGUGAUGCAGAGCUUGUGUCUCUCUUCUCUGAUGUGCCCGGUAAUAGUUCUGCUGCAGUAUUGGACACCGCAUUGGUGAACUCUGGGAUCUUGACUAUUGAUGUGGCUUCUGUGAACUCAACUCUGGCAGGGAAGCUCCCUGCUAAUAAUAAUAAUAAUUCCUUAGGGCAGGCGGUGGACCCUCAGGCCUUGAUGGCCACCAGUGACCUUCCUCAAAGUCUGGAUACCUCACUCUUCUUUGGAACGACAGCCGCUGGUUUUCAGCAGAGUCCCUUAGAUACGGAUGAUGUCUCAAGUCUAAGUGCGGGGCCGUUGGGAUCUCUGAGCUCUUUGGCUAUGAAAACCUCGAAUCAAGAGCCCCAAGCUUUGACCCCCAGCAGUAAGCUAACAGUUGACACAGAUGCUCUGACUCCUUCGAGCACCCUUUGUGAAAACAGUGUCUCAGACCUACUGCCGCCAACGAAAACGGAAUGGAACGUACGCCCUGACUCUGACUUCUUUGGACAGGAGGAAGAAACCCAGUUUGCAUUCUCCAAUCCAGCAGGAAACCAUGGGUCUCAGAAAGAAACAGAUCUUAUCACAGUGACUGGCAGCUCAUUUUUGGUAUGAACUAAACUCUAUUCAUUCCUUGCCACAUGGCUUAUUUUAUUGAUGACACUCAAUUUUAAGAGUAUUCUGGACUAAAUAUUUAAAUGCAGUCAUUUCUUAUAGGUUUGAAAAAGAACAGAGCCCUGGACUACAAGUUUGGAGAUUUAAAUUCUGAUCUUGAGUCUGGAACUGACAGGUUGUGUGACCCUGAGCAAGUCACUUAUCCUAUCUGAGCCUUAAUUUCCUUAUUUAUAAAAUGUGGUGGUUUGAAUAGAUUGUUUCUAAGGUCAUUUCAGCUCUAUUUCCAUCAUUUUGUGCUCUUUCUUGAAAAUUUUAGGACCUUUUACAAUGAUUAACAAUUGCAUGUGCUCCUAAUGUAGCGAAAAAUGCAUUGAGAGUUAAUGAUCUGAGAACAUGGAACUGGUGUUUAACUUUCAAAAUUUAAUGGAAAUUUUACGCAGUGCUAAAAUAUUUCUAAAAUCUUGUGGUGAGCUUUAAAAAGAAGAAAGCUGAAAAUCUGGGUUGGUUCUUUUUACCUAUUUAUCUUUGUAGCCUCUUUUUUUUUUUUUUUUUUUGAUGGAAGGCUGUGUUGGGGUAAGUUCCAGGAAUUUGAUUAGACUCAGACUCAGAAAUACUGAUGACUUUGUGGUGUUGAAUAAGUGGCCUUAUUAAGUCAUUUCCUCUCACUAACCCUCAGUUCCCUAGGUGUAAAGCUGUCAUUGUAAUUUACACAUACCUGAUGCAUUGUAGACAUCUUCUAUCCUAGUAGUUAGGUAUGGAGGGAAAAAUGUUUUAUAUUUUGGCAUGUUUUAGUGAAUUUUUACACCUUUCCUGCCCCUCUUAUUCCCUUCCUCAAAGAAAUUAGCAUAAUUUAACACCAUGUUCGUGUGCAGGCAGUAAUGCUUUAUGCAGGUUAAGAAACAGAAAAGGGAAUCUCUUUCUUCCACAGAUUAAGGAUUUUUCUCCACACAAUUCUGUGACUUUGCCAACCUGUCCAUUAGACCUGGACAGUGUCUUUACUCUUGCAUUCAAAGCCAUCCUAUAGAGUGACCGGAGAGCCUGUGGUUCCAAGGAAAUCUGGGACUAGGCCAGAGUAAGGUUCUUCUCCCCUCUGUGCCCUGGAGAGCUCAUUGUUUGCCUUCUCCCAGAGUUGGAAUGAGAGUUUUACUUUGCAUUUUGAGUAAAUAUUGUCUGUCUUACUUGAGUAUAGCAUUUGACAGUAUAUGUAGCACUUUCACAACUGUUAUUUUGAUCCUUACAAUAUUUUGAGAUAGUUAUGGCAAAAUUUCAACUAUAAGACAUAUUAAAAUUUACCUAACUCUUACUUAGUAACUCUUAAUUGUGUGUGUGUGUGUGUGUGUGUGUAUGCACAUCAACUUUCAUUCUACUCUUCUGAGUUUCAUAAUGACUUUUGUUUAUAACCACUUGUUCCAUUCCACAUUAAUAUAUGUCUCUUAUCUUCUGCCAGCUCUGCUCCCUCUCCAACCUAUUCUCUAGCAUGUCCACUCCAUUCCUUGCCAUGAUCUCUUUUUUUUUUUUAAUUAGGUAAGUCUUUUUCAUGGUCACAUCUCUCAGCCAUUCAGAACAUGGCCCAUGUUUCAGUCCCAAUGUUUACUGCAAGUCUGAGUGUGCAUUAAGAAAUUAUUUUCUGGAUUUAGAGGUCAGUGUGUUUAUAUAUGAAUCAAAUUAUAAUGGAAAUGUUUUAUAUAAGGUUUUAUGAGACAUGUAGUUCUUCUAUUCUUCUAAAAUUUUUCAACAUGUAGUUCUGCUAGCAAACACUAUUAGUUGCUGUGAAACAUUCUAAUCCAGUACUGUUUGUAUGUACAUUUGUCGAUAACAAUUAUAGCACUUUGGCAGUGCACUUUAUAAUUUGCCAUUUUUAAAUACAUCUGUACUGUCUAAUUUUUAAAUUGGUUGUACUCAUUCAGUGAAAAAGCAAAAAGUAUACAUAAAUUUGUAAUCCAAAGAAAUGGUCAGAGUGUGAUUGUUUGUUACCAUUUAACAGUUCUCCCUCAGCAUUUUGGAAGGAUUUUUAAGCCCAUUUUAGAAAUGUGUUGUCAUUAGUUAAGUCCUCUUAAAUAAGUUAUUCUUCUUUUCCUACAGAUAGGAAUGCAGAGAUCCCAGGUGAACAUGCAGGUCUUAAGCAUCUGUUAAUAUAUAUAACCAUAAGAAUAUUUUAAAAUCCUGUCAUUUUGUUUCUUCAAUCCCUCAUUAAAAACAAUCAUAAAAUAUGCUUUUGUUCUAUUCUGUGGAAUUGUCAAAGGACAGAUUUUACUUUUCUUGAAGAUAAAAAUCUUGUAAUUAUUUAUGGGCCCACAUGGUUUCUUUCAGUCAAUUUGUUCAAAAGAUUUCUCAUUCAAUACCAUUUUUCCAACAUGAUGGUGAAAAUAGCAUGAAAUUACAGUCAAAAGUAUCAGUACAAACAUAAUGGUUACAUUUUUGUUAGUGUUGGCAUAAAUUUGCCAUUUAAAAAAAUGGGAUAUGAUUUAAUGUUAUCUCAUUUGCUUUUUGUGCUUCUUCAGUCCUUGGUUUAUUAAAAUUUUGCCAAUUGAAAACACAGUAACAAAAUACUUUUUUUUAAAAUAAACAUGGCCCCUUUACCUUUUAUUUAUUUAUUUAUUUAUUUAUUUAUUUAUUUAUUUAUUUAUGGCUGUGUUGGGUCUUCGUUUCUGUGCGAGGGCUUUCUCUAGUUGUGGCAAGCGGGGGCCACUCUUCAUCGCGGUGCGCGGGCCUCUCACUACUGCGGCCUCUCUUGUUGUGGAGCACAGGCUCCAGACGUGCAGGCUCAGUAAUUGUGGCUCACGGGCCCAGCCGCUCCGCGGCACAUGGGAUCUUCCCAGACCAGGGCUCAAACCCGUGUCCCCUGCAUUGGCAGGCAGAUUCUCAACCACUGCGCCACCAGGGAAGCCCAGUAACAAAAUACUUUGCAGGAAGGUUUGCAUCCAGGGGACUCUGUUGAACAUAUUCAUCAUGAGUUAAAAUACGUUUAUUUUGACAUUUUUAUCCUGGUCUCAUUAUAGUAUUACAUAAUUGAAAGGCUUGAGUAGUAGAAGUGAAACUUGAUAGAAUAUGAGGGUCAUUUUUCUCUGGAUUAAAUACUUCAUAUUCCCAUCCAGGAAAAAUAAGAGAAGGGUAUUUAUGAGUAUUCCUUGGUUCCAGAUAAAGCAUUGAUUAAUUGCCAGUUUUGGGAAUAUCCAUAAUCCCUUAGUAAUUACUGAUAUCAAACAGAUCCAUUUGAUGAUUCGGUAAUAAUAAAACCUAAUUUAGAUGCAGCUCUUUCAAAAUAUUGAUAAUAGUGAUAAUUGAAAUAUAAGGCUGAGCUGAAAUUUAUGUAAUUUACACUUUUGAACAAAAGAUUUGUUUAACAAUUUUUUAGAAAGUGAAAUGUGUUUUGCACACUUAGAGAACAGGUUAUCAAGCACUUUGUAAGACCACAACUAAAUAUUAAAAGCAAAGCACUCAUUACAAAUGAAUUUUUUAUAUUUUUCAAAUCUGAUUUGAUUUGGUAACAAUUUUUAAGCUAGGGACCUCAUUGCAUAUUUCGAGUUAAUUUACUGACUAUAUACAAAAAUACAAGGUAGAAGAGUACUAGGGAUGUAGAUUAGAGGUAUAAAAUGUGAGCUACUUCUUAAUUUUAGAGAGGACAUAGGAAUUAAAUAUUUCACAUCUAAACAAUAUCAGCAAGCAUGUUUUCAGACACUAAAUUAAUGGCUUGGAGGGAAAGGAGGGGCAGUAGCUAUGCUUUAAUGGAUGGUUAGAUUUAGUUACAUAGAUAAGAGAAUAGGUGAAUUCCAGCCUGGAAAAAAAGCACAAGGAAAGAAUUUGAAAUGGAAUUGGCCACACAACACGGAAAGACAACCUAGCUCAAAUGCAGGAUGCAUGUUUGAUAAGUGCUAAGUGUUAGGGUUAGACUGCCAAUAUGGAGCCAAUCUGAAGAGCUAAGAAAACCAGUCACAGUGGAUAGGACUUUAUUCUGGACAUGGUUAAGAGUCAGUGAAGAUAUUUAAAAAGAGAAGUCAAAUGAUGAAUAUAUAGAAAGUUUAAUAUAGUAGACAUGUACAAUGUGAAUUUGAUGAGGGGAGAUGAUAGGAAAAUCAUUUAGGAGUCUAUUGCAAUAAUUUCAGGGUUCUGUGAUGAAGGCUUGGACUGGGGUUGUGGCAGAAAAGGACAGAUUGGAGAUGUUUCUAAAUUGGAGAAACAAAUAUAACUUGGUGACUCACUGAAUAUAUGAAACAUCCAUGAGAAAAAGGAAGAUCAGAAAUGACUAAGGAUUUUUUUUUGAAACUAAAAAUUACAUUUCAUUAACAUGAAAAAGAGAUUGGGUAUUGAAGUCUUUUCAGGAAUAUAUAUUGAAAGAUAAUUAGUUCAGGGCAUGUUUAAUUUAUUGGGAAGUGAUAAAUCAGUUAUCCCUGAAUAAACUAUACAUAUUGUGGAUUAUACACACCACUAGACAGUGAGUGCCAUUUCAUCUCCCUUGGCUCCCUCAUGUAUUCUCAGAUUUAUAUUCAACGUUUGUACUCUUGUUUGCCUUUGAGUAUUUACAGGCCUCUUCAACCUCAUACAAUAUCCUCCCAGAAUACACUGCAUCAAAAUGAGCUAUGUCACCUUUGUCUGACAGUUCUUUCUUACUACUACUCUCUUCCCUUCUAUGGAUAUUCAACGGAUAUUUUAUGUGGUACUUAGUAAUAUAAUAAAUCAUUUCUCCAGAAUUUGGGAGAUGCUGCUUAGUCAUUAAUUUCAAUAGUUCCUCAAUAUAAACUCUGCAAAAUUGAAUUGUACCUGUAUUUUUCUCAGAUUGGAAGUGAUAGGACUAGAAUCGUCCAAAAAUAACUUCCAUGUGAUCCUUGGGUCUCCUUACUCAUAAUCCCCUCUGUGACUAACUAAUGUGGUGUGGGAACUCAGUCACAGGGAUCACAUCCUCUCUUAUUUACAUAUCUUAGCAUAUUUUCUCCUUUUUCUUGUUACCCUUACCACUAAUGGUGAUAACUCAGGAGGAAUGGAGUCCAAAGAAAGAGUGAGAGAGUAAAUAAGUAGCAUAAAUAACUACCUAACAAUUACAUUUUGUUUGAUGGUGAAUUUUGCUGUCCUGCAUUGUCAACAGAAGACUUCAUCUCAUUCUAAUUUUCUGCUGACAUUUAUGGACCUGAAAAACACUUGGCCUACAGAAAACAAUUCAUUGUUUUAAACAAAGCAAGACAAUGAUUCUUAAGAACACUAACAAAGUGUGAAUCCCUUAGGAAUAUCUCGUAUUGUUAUCGGCUUAUUAAGAAGCUAGUAAUUAUUGAGUGCCUACUCUGUGUGAGAUACUAUAAGGUUUAAAACAAAAGCAUAUUUUAUCAAUUCAUUCAAACAAACAUUUUUGAGCACAUAUUUGAGAAUUUCUGUUGUUAUGCUCACAAACAUUAUUAUCCAGACAGAGAAAGAAAAACUCAAGCAAUGAAAAAUAAUAUAUAAUCAAGUUCUAAAUGGUUACAUUUUGGAAUAAUAAAGGAUUAAAUAUCAGCUGUCAUUCAUAGAGCAUGGACUAAAAAUCGUGAUAAGGAAAAAUUCAAUGCACAGAUUAUCAAAGGUAUUUCCAAAAAUUCUAAGAAUCUAAAAUUUAAUCUGGCAUACAGCAGUUAGAUUAAACUAUCCUAAAUUAAAAUUUAAACCAAAAUUUGAGUGGUAGCUUAAAUAAUUAUCGCAAAAUUCUUUGGUAAAUAACUUUUAAAUUAUGCUUUAUUUUUAUUUAUUCUAAAUUGGAAUCCUGGAUGUAGUGUUAUAUAUGAAAGUGAUCUUUUGUAAAUCAUAUAAAAUAAAUAUGUUAUUUUGAAAGAGAAAGCUAUAGAA